CCCUUCCUCUAUUUCUGUUAUUUCCUUUCUGCUUUGCUCCUUGCUGUUUCAUCUUCUAUCUGUUGCAAUUGACUCUUUGUGUCAAGUCAGCCUGGACUGGCCCCCGGUGGUGGGCUUGUUGCUCUCGGUGAUCGCCAGAAAAUCCCCAGAAGGAAAAAAAAAAAAAAAAAAAAAAAAAAAAGGAGCAGCCAGCUUUGUGGCCCAAUGCCGUCAAUCCUUUAGCUGCGUGCUGUGCCAGGUGUCCCAGCCGCAUCCUCCCUCUCUUUCUCCAGCCCUUGCUCAUGCUCCUCCCUCCUCGCUUCACCUUUGCUGUGCACUCUCAUAGAUGCUGCUGCGGUUUCACACUGGCUGCUGAAGAUGUCUCCGAAGACAUUCAUCAAGGACCUGCGCCGUCUCUCACGAUCAAGCUUCCAGAAACGAAGCCCCAGAAAGCCAAAAGAUGACUGCUCAUUCUCGGACGUGAAUGGCGACGGCCAUACGAUCAACGGAGCCUCGACUCCAACUUUCGACAAUUGCUCCUCCAACAGCUCCCACACAACUCCACCUCCGUCUCUUCCGACCCUGUCUUCCACCCAUCUCUCAUGCAUUUCCAAGUCGGAACCAUCAUAUCCGCUCGCUCCUCUUCCCCAGAGACCCGUUCCUAUCAGUUCCCCGUCGAGUCGAAGCAGUGGUGCCGGUAGUAAUCCCUAUCUGAUAAGCCCACCGUCCAGACCCUCAAUACCGGUAUCGCCGUUUGCACCUCGAGUGACAUCUAUCUCAGAAAAUUCAUGGGUCAAUCACAAAGUAAUACUUAUCUAUGGCCAGAUCGGCGAUGCUCGAAGUGCACCGGUGGACGGCAUGGUGAUUAUAAACCUUUUGAACGAAUCAUUCCCCCCCACCACCUGGCCUGUUCGCGGUUCUCACUUCAAGGCUCUGUUGCACCUGGCUCCCGGUCCAAACAAAGUUCGACUGGAUUUCUUUUCUCAAAAAGUUCCCAAUGCAACGGCACAUCAAUCCACAAUCAGUGUGAACUAUCUGCCUAUGAUCAACUGCCCACCUCUGCACCUUGUGAUCCUUCUCGGCAAAGAUUCCAAUGGCCAAUUUGAUACCCCUUCCGAAAAGGCACUGAAGGGAGAGGAUAGCCUUGAUGUUGCUAUUCGCAAGUUCCGCAUGGCUGCGUAUCUUUGGCAGGCUUUCACCCAGGAACAGAUGUUCCGAAACAACUUCGCCAGACGUUCGUUCAGGUUUGAAGAGGAAUGGCAAACUGGAACACUUAGCUCGAGAGAUGCAGCCUCCAAUCAGAUGAGAAAUGAAGCCAAAAUUCAUCUCGUUCGAUGUGACAAGACUGUGGAUGAACUGAGAAAGCUUGGUGCUGAGCAGCGUCCUGACACCCCACCGAGCGAAAAUGAACUCUUUAAGGUCGCAAAGGAAGCGAUCAGCCAGUAUUUUAUGCAAAAACGUGACCAAAAAUUCUAUGUGACAGCUCUGAUCCUUGAUAGCCAUUGGAAUAGCGAUAUCAGAUCUGUUGCCGGUCACGCAGCGGUUGGGUUUGCUGAUGACGAUAUUAGCCUAGCUAUUUUUGGCUCUCAUGGCCUCCACAGUUAUCCGUCCUGCAUAGAAGAGGUAGUUCCAGCGUUUACGGACUGUACUCGAACCAAUACUAACCUGCUUGCUAACCCAAACAACGAAUGUGGCAGCUAUUGGGAGAUGGCGAGUGCGAAUAUCGGCGCUCAUCUUCGUGAAAUAGGCCGUCUGUUCGGUUGCGAUGGACGAGAAAGUGGGAUAAUGAGUCGGGAUUAUCUGCGAUUCAACAGAUCGUUUACGAGCUGGGAGCCAUUUUGUACCAGAACCAAAGAACAGGGUUUACGCCUCUGUUUAGCCCAAGAUGAAACCAAUUGGCACCGCCUUGACGCUUUGCGUUUCCGCCUGCACCCUUGCUUUCGCCAUCCAAGUGACCCUCCGGCAUGCCCGAAUCGCUCCCUCCAAGUCUGGCCAGUCGAUGCUGGCAAAAUUGUGCUGACAUCCAUGGCCGGCAUUGCCUUUAUUGAAAUUUUUGCCGAUGGAGACGAGAUUUGCACCGCAUAUUUUGAUUAUAUGAACGGCGAUUUGGGGAAUAGCAGCAGCAACGGGAUGCCAAAGCAAAUCACUAUCACGGAGGAUGGUAUUCGUGCUCGGCUUCCUGAUAACCGGAAAAAAGCGAAGAGACUGAAACUUGUAAUCUUUUCCAGCUCUCUCCACAGCCACAUCGUGGAGGACCUUUCUCAGCUCAAAUCCAAAAGUUCACUGGUCAAGCUGUCUAAUAACCAAGUCGGUUACAGGAGCAACAUGUUAGGCACCCACUCAUUCCCCGGGAGCGUGCCUGAGGAUCUGAUUCUAGAUUUUGCUGUUAUUCAAACAAAGCUACUUACUUCGCUUAAGGUCUACCACGACCCAUUUUCUAUUAGCGGCAUCGAGUUCUGUUAUGAAGAUGCUACAACUCAGUUUUUUGGUAAUCGAGACUCUCAAUCUACGAAUACCAGCGAAUAUGUACUUGGUAAGAGUACAGCCUCCUAUGACUCCACUUGCUUAGGUUUGUACUUAUCGCCUAUCGUUGUAACUUAUAUAGAUACCCGGAAAGGCGAGCUUUUGACCGGAUUCUAUGUUCGAGCAACGCAGAAGGUUGAAGGAAUUGGGGUAAUCACGAAUAUGGGAAAAAUAAACGGCGUUUGCGGUAAUGCAACAGCGGGAAUUGGGCACACUUUGAUUGCACCACGUGGGUAUAAAAUUGCCGGCGUUUCAGGGACGUUUUCUGAAAGCAUCGACACCUUCUCUUUAAUCAUUAGUCGAUAAGGGUGGAUUAGCUCCGUCGACGGCUCCUUAGUGAUUCGGUCCUCAUAAUCUCCUUCGGUCGCACCGCCUUGGGGGGCUCUUUUGGUUUCUCUAUUAUGCGGUGUACGAUAAUCCCAGUUGCAUGGGUUGAAGCAAUUUCUCAUUGGCGAUGACUCACGACAGUCCACUCAGUCGUUUCUUUGCUCUUGUGAGAUCCGAUAGGAUGGGACGGUUUGUUGUUUUGAGAACGGGCGGCAUUGUGUUGUGUGUUUCAUUUUAACGGCUCCUCAUAUCCGAUCGGGUCAGUCUUUGCGAUGCCAUCGACUAAAAAAGAAGAACGAAAAAAAGAAAAAAAAAUUCUUUGGGACAAUAUAGAUAUGCGGUUUCUCAUUAUGCAAGCAUCGCGGGCCUUUGGCGGGAUGAUCUAACUACUAUUCUUGCACAUCCAUUCGUGCAAAACUAAUUAAUAGAAUACCUACAGAUAAUAACUGAAUUACCUAAGUUUG
Molecule: messenger RNA, 3293 nt
Organism: Coccidioides posadasii C735 delta SOWgp
Lineage: Eukaryota; Fungi; Ascomycota; Eurotiomycetes; Onygenales; Onygenaceae
Source: RefSeq, a predicted model, not a curated record